UACCGUAGCAGGUGCCCGGACUUCGGAUUUUUGAGCUUGCUCGAUGGCCAAGACCUUGAGAAUCGACCUGGUCCUUCUUGUACUUGCUUCCGUUUCCAGGAUGGGUGCUGCUAUCGUGACGCCAAUGCUGGCACCCAUCUUCGAACGGAUCGGCGAUCGAGAUCUGAUCAACAGAGACGUCCUGGAAGUUCAGCUGGACAUUUCAAAGUUCUCCAAAGUGACUCCGUGUCUUCGUGAGCUGUAUCCGUUCAUGUCACGUCGCGAGAACGUGUCCGUCUUCCUGUCGAACGUGCUCGGGGACCGGCACUACUUCCGGCUGUUUCUGACCAGCCUCCAACCGGACGUCGCCUUCUUCGUGAGGAACGAUCGGCUACCGGAGACCUCAGCGUACAACAGAAGCAGCAACGCGUUUAUACUUUUUCGAGAUGCUGAUGACCUCAGCGAGGCCAUCAAUCUUAUUGACCUUUGUGCCCCGAGAUGCAACCACGUGAUCAUCCUGACCACCGUCUACGAGGAGGACAAGGACUUCUUAAAUGACGUCUAUAGACUGGUCCAGUUCAUGUGGCAGCAGAUGACCGUGAAGCUCGUAAUCGUAGGCCUGGUGGGCGAACGAGCCUUGGUAGCAGGAAGUCUUGGUUUCGAGAGGGGCAAGAUGCCAGAACCUUCUGGACCUGUUAUACUGGCAGAAUGCUGGGAGGGUGUUCUUAAAAGACGGGAAGAGAUCUUCGGGAACUAUGAGACUCGAGGGAUGAAGAUAGGGGUCGGUUUCUUUGAACGGGAGCCAUUCGUCUAUGCUGCCAAAGACAAUGGGACCGAAGAGAUAAGACGGAUAGAGGGAAUAGAAGGUCAGCUGGUAGAGAGCAUAGCCUCCAACAUGGGCAUCACUCUGGUCAGGACGGAGUUUACGCUGGAGAACGGGACUGACGUCUUCGAGAAGAUCGUCGAGAUCAAUAAGAAUAAUUCUUCUUAUCACGUACUGAUGAGUGGGCUCCACUGGAAGAUUGAUAAGCACAUAGAGUACAGCGUCUUCUACGACGUGUCCGAGGUCGUCUGGACGGUACCGGAGAGGACGCAUUUUUCUCUUCUAGCCUUCGUGACGCCGUUCGCUGACACCGUCUGGAUCGCCUUCGGAGGCCUCUUUGUCUUCACUGUCAUCCUGAGGUGUCUGCUCCUGAGGAAGCUGUCGUUCAUCAGCGUCCUAUCUCUGAUACUUGGUGUGGCCCUACCUCGUCAGCCAGACGGGACUUCCGAAAGGAUUCAGUUCCUGUCCUGGACGAUCUUCGGGUAUAUCACCAGUCAGAUGUACCUGGCCUCGAUGGCUAGUCAGCUGAUGAAGAGCAGCCACCAGGAAAUUGGAGACAUGGAGGAACUCUUGUCACGGAUGAGUGACUUGAAGCUGGGUGGUAUGACCGUGCACCGUGAUUUAUUUCAAAACGAAAAAGACGAUUCGUUGGUCGACGAUCUGAUUUCCGGUAAGAACAACAGCAUAGCUCUGGUCACUGAGCUAUCUGCUGCCAGCUUGGCAGCUGGCAUUUCCUACGGUCACAUUGUCAGGGAGAGAAUAGCUCAUUACGCGCUCUGCUUGGCAGUCCUGAAGGGAGUCCCUUACAUGGAUAAAUUUAAUUCAAAGAUCACUCAUCUGGUGGAGGGUGGGUUUAUCAAGUAUUGGUGGAGGUCAAUAGGUCAGGACCGAGUUCGUCGCUACGACGAGGAUGAGACUUUGUUCAAUUUAGGUAUAAAGGAACUCAGUCCUUGCUUUUUACUCUUGUUCAUGGGACACUCCUUGGGGCUGCUGGUCCUGAUACUAGAGAUCAUUCUUAUCAAUGCUUAAGGUCUUAU
Messenger RNA from Cephus cinctus (wheat stem sawfly), 1839 nucleotides. RefSeq lists its product as uncharacterized. The record is from RefSeq and is a predicted model, not a curated record. The transcript is spliced from 2 exons. Lineage: Eukaryota; Metazoa; Arthropoda; Insecta; Hymenoptera; Cephidae. The coding region runs from base 44 to 1831 and encodes 595 amino acids.